UGCCCGGACACUGUUCGCAGUAAACUCAAUAUAAAACGCUCAGGAGGAUGGUCCUCCAUGUCAAUCCGCAACGGACUUGCAGACAACGUGAGCUAAGUAAACACAUUGUAUAAAACACUAUGGAUCGCCACCAAAUAGUGGUGUUCCUAGCUUUAUUGGCCAACGUCGCUCUCGUUUGGUCAAAGGCAGUCGACUUGCCACAACAGCAAGUCGCCUUCCCAAAAGACGGAGAUGUUAAUAUCCGUGAAAAGAAGUCACUCAGCAAUUACGAACAAUCUGGUCUGCAGCAACCGAAUCAACUACAAGCACAAAAACGCAUUGGUGUGCCCGACAUCAGCUAUGGUAAUGGGGACGACCAUCAUCAUCAUCAUGAAGAACAUCAUCAUCACGAAGAAAAACUUAAAGGCUACUGGAAGAAGAAACUUAUCUGGAAACCCGAUUGGGUAAAAACAUGGAAACCAGGAAAGAAACAAAUCUGGAAGCCUUCGUGGAAAAAAAUUUACAAGCCAAUCUGGGUUCCAACAAAAAAACAAGGUUGGAAAGAAGUACAUGUGCCAGUAUGGAAAAAAAUAUACAAACCAAUUUGGGUUCCAAUCUCUGUGCCAGCUUGGAAAGAAAUCCAAGUACCAGACUGGAAGAAAAUCUACAAGCCAAUAUGGGUCCCUAUAGAAGUCCCAGCAUGGAAAGAUAUUAAAGUUCCAGACUGGAAGAAGGUUUACAAACCAGUGUGGAAAAUCAUUAAAGUGCCAGCCUGGAAGGAAGAACAUGUACCAGAUUGGCAUAAGAUUUGGGUCCCAGAAUUAGUAAAAGCCUACGUUCCCGGAUCUAAACACCUGGGCAAAGACUAUCAUGGUUGGGAAUAUGAAGCACACGAUUUAUGGAAGAAAAAGGUAGUGUGGAAGGUACAUUGGAAGAAAGUCUGGAAGACUGUGAAAAAAGAAGUCUGGGUACCUGAGAAGAAAUUAGAAUGGAAAGAAGACUGGGUUCAAGUAUGGAAGCCAGCUAAAAAACAAAUUUGGGUUAAAGACAAGAAAUUACAAUGGAAAGAAGACUGGAAACAAAUAUGGCGCACUGAAAAGAAACAAAUCUGGGUGUCUGAUAAGAAAUUGCAAUGGAAAGAAGAUUGGAAACAGGAAUGGAAAACAGAAAAACACGAAAUAUGGAUUCCAGACAAAAAAUUAGAAUGGAAAGAAGACUGGAAACAAAUCUGGAUACCCGAUUGGAAAGAAAUUUGGCUUCCAGCAUGGAAGAAAAUCUGGAAACCAGUGUGGAUAUCUGAAUGGUUCCCAAUUGAAGAGCAUCACCAUCAUCAUCAUGAAGAGCACCACGACGCUCAUGAUGGAUAUAAGAAAAAAUGAAGACUGAUCCAUGUUUCACAUCAUCAACCUAUGUUGUGUAUAUAUGAAAACAUCAAUUUGUAAAUAUUGUUAUUAUAUAUUAUUAAGUUGUUAAAAUGUGUUUUUACUUUUAAAAUGUUAGCAUUUUAAGCCAAAUAAUACUACUUCUACCUAACUACUUUUGCUUUUUAUUCUCUUUUUAGAUUCAGUAAAACAAAAUGUAUAAAUAAUGAAUAUUUUUAAACUUAAGAAAAAUUAAAUCAAAACCUAAAUAUGCUGAAUAUUAAAAUCAUUUCAGUAAAAUGCUAAUAAAUAUAUAUUUAAAUAAAAUCAA
Daktulosphaira vitifoliae (grape phylloxera) is the source of this 1671-nucleotide messenger RNA. RefSeq lists its product as uncharacterized. The record is from RefSeq and is a predicted model, not a curated record. Bases 120 to 1358 code for a protein of 412 amino acids. The transcript has 3 exons. Lineage: Eukaryota; Metazoa; Arthropoda; Insecta; Hemiptera; Phylloxeridae.